AUGCCGAGGAUGGAGGACCUCAGUAUGGAGAUUGACGGGGACGUCCCUUCGCAGGACGAAUUGGAAGAUGAGGCAAGAAGUAGUAACCUCCUCCGGAUAUUUGAGUCAGCAGCACUUGCAGCUGAUGGGGCCCGAGUGACACAUUUGAAAGCGACACCAAGCCCCCGGCUUCGCACAGGACUCAUGGUCCACCAGAUGGCAUCGCUCGCCUUCAUGCUGGAGAAAGAGAGCGGCUUCAUAGAAGAGCCAGCGUUCCCAUCGUUUUGGAGAACAGAACGUUCCGAGGGAGGCGCGACCUUGCAGUAA
Diaporthe citri is the source of this 306-nucleotide messenger RNA. RefSeq lists its product as uncharacterized. The record is from RefSeq and is a predicted model, not a curated record. Bases 1 to 306 code for a protein of 101 amino acids. NCBI's taxonomy places the organism in Eukaryota, Fungi, Ascomycota, Sordariomycetes, Diaporthales, Diaporthaceae. The transcript is spliced from 2 exons.